This is a messenger RNA of Symbiodinium pilosum, 876 nucleotides long. NCBI's taxonomy places the organism in Eukaryota, Dinophyceae, Suessiales, Symbiodiniaceae. The record is from the annotation of a GenBank genome assembly.
AUGUUCUUACUUCUUGCAGUCAGCUUGGCGCUUGGAUCUACCAGAGAGGUAGAGGAGGACUGCUUGGAGUCUCAGCAAACGACGUUGCUACAGCAUGGGCUUCACCUCGGAACCUUUGAUCAUGACAGCAGCAUGACUUUACACAGGUUCAGGUCUCUGACACGGGGCUCGCCAGUGCUACCGUCACCGGAUGUGAAUGGCCGAAUGUGCCUUCUUUGCGACAUGCCCCCUGCAGAACGCGCGCCAGACAAGUCUUAUGUGCAGCGUAGCGACUGCGGCAACCACAGUGUCUUUGAGCACCCGGAGAUGGCGCUGGUCCCUUUGAGCAGAUUCACGAAAGAUGCCACUGCAGAGCGUAACGAAACAUCUGGUUGGUGUGAGCUCAACACGGAAAAGGCUUGCGCUGAUGCUCUCUACAAUCAGGACUACAUGAUGUUUGCCAAGGCAAUCCAGAUUCCAAAGCUGCCCCUCGUCAAUUACAGCGCUGCCUCAUGGGACCAGUUUUACUGCUACUACAACGGCUGGCUGUCUCCUGAGAUUAAGGCAAUGCAGCACGACUUUGAGGGCAUGAAGGCAAAAGGCAAGGAGUAUUGCGACUCCGACGCUCUCGUCAGGCUGGGGUCGAAGGGCAACAUGACAUUGCAUGCAAUGCUGGCACGUUGGCUGCCAGCAGCACCGUUCUUUCCCGGCAGCCGGCCGUCCGUUCAGGAUGCGCACUUCAUUGCUGCGUGGACUUGUGCCAUGGGCAGUGCGGCGUGCGACAUGGCCUACUGUGCCUACACAUACUGCGUGAAAGAAGACGGCUUUGGCACGUAUGCAGAGUGUGCUGGCUGGGACCCUGUCAAAGGCAUGCCGGUCGAUUCUGUAGACUCCUAG